AAUACCGCGUUGGAGGUGGUAAUUUUAAGCACUGCUGGCUAACAGGAGCUAGCGGGUAACAGUUACACUGAGAUAUAACUUCACAAAUCCCACAUUAUUCAUGGAUUUAAUGAGCGGAUAACUUUCAAGAUUUGAGGAAUUUACUCUACAACUAGAAGUUCAACUCCUAACAUAAGCAGCUUCCUGUCUGAACACACAUGGCCUGGAGUGCGUUUAUAGCCAUGGAGAGUUUGACGCACACCAAUCCGCCAUGUCCUGAUCCGCUCAAACCGGCCUGUGGCGCCGCCCUGCAGGUUCACCUGUACUACUGCAACCAGAGCACAGGCACCUCGACUCUCACUUACCCGCCUGGGGAUUAUAUCGCGGAGGAGCUGUGCAUCAAGGCUGCCAAAGAGUGCGGCGUCAGCCCUGUUUACCUCAGUCUGUUCAGCCUGAUGAGAGAGAGCGAUCGCAUGUGGUAUCCGCCCAAUCACAUCUUCAAAGUGGACGAGUCCACCAGUGAGAAGCUCCUGUUCAGAAUCAGGUUUUAUUUCCCCGGCUGGUACGGGAGAACAUCAAGCCACACCCAUCGCUACGGCGUCACCAAGAACUCUGAGGCUCCCGUCUUCGACGACGUGACCACGGCAUACCUGUUCGCCCAGUGGAGGAGUGAUUUUGUGGACGGCUCGGUGAGUAUUCCCGUUACCCAUGAUGUUCAGGAGGAAUGUCUCGGCCUGGCCGUGCUGGACAUGAUGAGGAUCGCUAAAGAGAAAGGCCGCUUGCCCAUUGAAAUUUACCAUGACAACAGCUAUAAGAGUUUCCUACCCAAAGCCGUCCGCGCUCACAUCCAGCAGUACCACAUCGUGACGAGGAAGCGGAUCCGUUAUCGGUUCCGUCGGUUUGUGGCGCGGCUGCGGUGCUGCAGAGCACCCGUCACCGAGCUCGUGCUGAAGUACCUGGCCAGUUUAGAGGUUCUGCAGCCCGGCUUCUACACCGAACGCUUCCUCGUCUCACAGCCCAUCGUCGGCAAGGUAACCAUCGUCGUCACCGGCAACCACGGCAUCCAGUGGACCAGGGGGAAAGACGCUGGAGACAGACAGGAUCUGCAGGUGUACUGUGAUUUCCCUGAUGUUAUUGAUAUCAGCAUUAAGCAGGCGAGCAAAGACGGUUCUGUCGAGAGUCGCAUCGUCACCAUCAACAAACAGGACGGCCAGACGCUGGAGUUGGAGUUCUCGUCUCUGUCCGAGGCGUUGUCCUUCGUCUCCCUGAUUGACGGCUAUUACAGACUCACCACAGAUGCUCAUCAUUACCUGUGUAAAGAGGUGGCGCCCCCUAGACUGCUGGAGGCCAUUCAAUGUAACUGCCACGGCCCCGUCUCGAUGGAGUUUGCCGUUAGCCGUCUCCGUCGCUGUGAGAACACUAAAGGCAUGUACAUCCUGCGUUGCAGCCCUAAAGACUACGACAGGUACUUCCUGUCCUUCGUGGUCGGGUACGAUGGCAUGUUUGAGUAUAAACACUGUCAGAUCGUACGCACUGCAGCAGGUGAGUUUGUGCUGAGUGGAGCAAAGUGUGUGUUCAGCAGUCUGAGUGAGCUUCUGCACCGCUACCAGAAGGAGGCGCUGCGCUCUGAGGGUCACAUCUUCCAGUUCACCAAGUGCUGCCCUCCUAGAAACAAAGAUAAGUCGAACUUGUUAAUCUGCAGGAGUGAUCAGAUCUCAGAUGUUCCAUUCUCUCCAUCACCCCUCAAACACACUCAGAUGGUCUUCCAUAAAAUCCACAGAGAAGACCUGCAAAUGAUGGAAAGUUUGGGGCAGGGGACGUUCACGCAGGUGUUCCGCGGAGUCAGGAGGGAGUUGGGCGAUUACGAGGAGGUGCAUGAGAUGGAUGUGGUGAUGAAGGUGCUGGAUAAGAGCCAUCGCAAUUACACUGAGUCCUUCUUUGAAGCAGCCAGUAUGAUGAGUCAGAUUUCCCAUAAGCACUUGCUGGUGAAUUACGGGAUCUGUGUGUGCACAGAGGAGCACAUCAUGGUGCAGGAGUUUGUGCGCUUCGGCUCGUUGGACACGUACCUGAAAAGGAACCGUAACUCCAUCAACAUCACCUGGAAGCUGGAGGUGGCCAAGCAGCUGGCCUGGGCCAUGCAUUACCUGGAGGAUAAGGGCCUGAUCCAUGGGAAUGUGUGUGCUAAAAACAUUCUGCUCGCUAGAGAGGAAGACAGACGGACACACACUCCACCCUUCAUCAAACUGAGUGACCCGGGAAUCAGCUUCUCAGUUCAGCCCAGAGAGAUUCUGAUUGAGCACAUCCCCUGGGUUCCCCCCGAGUGUGUGGAGGAUCACAGGAACCUGAGCUUAGCCACGGAUAAGUGGAGCUUUGGUACCACGCUGUGGGAGAUUUACACCGGAGGAGAGAAACCACUCAGCUCCUACGACUCCUCCAAGAAGCUGUUGUUCUAUGAGGACAGACACCAGCUCUCUGCACCCAAAUGGACAGAACUGGCCACUCUGAUUAACAACUGUAUGGAUUACGAACCGUUCCAGCGACCGUCGUUUAGAUCCAUCAUCCGAGACCUGAACAGCCUCUUCACGCCUGACUACGAGUUGUUGGUAGAGAACGAUGUUCCCCCCUUUAGGAGCCCCGGGUUCGGAUUCUCAGGAACGUUUGACAGCCAGGAGCCGACUCAGUUCGAGGCACGACACCUCAUCUUCCUGCAGCAGCUUGGAAAGGGGAACUUUGGCAGCGUGGAGAAGUGUCGUUACGACCCACUGCAGGAUAACACCGGUGAGGUCGUAGCGGUGAAGAAGCUGCAGCACUGCACCGCUGAACACCUGCGUGACUUCGAGAGAGAGAUCGAGAUCCUCAAAUCACUCCAGCAUGAGAACAUCGUCAAAUACAAAGGAGUGUGUUACACUGCAGGUCGUAAAAACCUGCGCUUGGUGAUGGAGUACCUUCCAUUUGGCAGUCUGAGGGAAUAUCUCGCUAAAAACAAAGAGCGCUUUGAUCACAAGAAACUGUUGCACUACGCUUCACAGAUCUGCAAAGGGAUGGACUAUCUGGGUUCUAAGCGUUACAUCCACAGAGACUUGGCCACGCGGAACAUUCUGGUGGAAAGUGAACUGCGUGUGAAGAUCGGAGACUUCGGCCUGACCAAAGUUCUUCCUCAGGAUAAAGACUACUACACAGUGAAGGAGCCUGGAGAGAGUCCCAUAUUCUGGUACGCUCCUGAGUCUCUGAUAGAGAGUAAGUUCUCGGUGGCGUCCGAUGUUUGGAGUUUUGGAGUCGUUCUGUAUGAACUGUUCACCUACAGUGACAAGAACUGCAGCCCUCCUGCUGUGUUUAUGGAGAGGAUGGGUGUUGAUAAACAGGGACAGAUGAUCGUUUAUCACCUGAUCAGUCUGCUUAAAGACAGCUACAGGCUUCCUGCUCCUCAGGGCUGCCCUGCUGAGGUUCACUGUGUGAUGAAGGAAUGCUGGGUGGCUGAUCCAAGUCAGAGGCCGUCGUUCAAGGCUCUCGGUCGCACCGUCGACUCCAUCAGAGAGAGUAAAUAGGGAUGAACACGCCACAUCCUCCAUCAGCAUCAGGGGCCGCCACUGAUGUAAUCUCUCUGAAGGGCGACUGAGGGAGAAACUCUAAGUAGACCUGAGUGUUAUUAGGACGCAGCCUUUAUCCAGGUCGCUCCAUUGCUCCUGUUUCAUCUCGCAUAAAUUUGCAUUGUGUCUGUUACCUUCAGCAGUUGCUAUGACAACAUGCAGGUGAGGAUUCAGUGCGUGAAAACAUUUAACUGAUGUUUAAGUGUGUAUACUUUAUACUCAGUGUGUGUGUGUGUGUGUGUGUGCGUGCGUGUUAAAGAGGUUCAUUCAUCACAAAUCAUCCGUCAUUGUUAUCAUUCAUCAGCUGGAGCUUUAAUGGCAGCUGUGAAGAAUUUUGUGAUACUUUUUUUGGGUCACAGCUUCACAUUGCUUCAUUUUAUUACACUCGAUAACAAGAAAGUGGUGCGUGUUUGUUGGUCUGGAAAAUAGAUUUCAUUUCAUUUAAACUCAUGACUCAACUCGACUCUGAUUCCAGUCCUUUUCAAAGAGUCAGUUGAUUUAACUCUGUUCACCAAUACGAAUUGACUCUUUCUGACUGUCCGUCUUAGAGAUGAAAGUUUUCUCUACGCUACCAAACAACUGAAGGAGUCGACUGGUUCAUGAAUCAUGAACUCGUAUUUGAUUCUGAGUCGUGACUCAAGAUUCCUGAACAAAGUUCUGUGUAGAAAAGAAAUUCAGGAAAAAAAAAGAUCAAAUUCUGAACACAAUUCAUAAGAUAGUGGUGCAAUUCUCCAUAUUUUUUUAAAAUAUUUAUACUCACAUUUCAAGCCUGUGAGUGUAUUCUUCAUUUCACUCGUUCAUCCUCAGCUCCAGGUUCACUGAGACAAUCAGGACAAGGAAACCUAAGCCACAUGUUUCUUCAUGGACUGAAUCUUUUUGAUAAAGCAGAGCGUGUGUACUUUUUACAUGGCUGUGUGAAUAUAAAAAUGCUAUGCGUUGUGUUGUAUUGAUAAAUUUUUUUAUACGUCCAGGAAUUGAUUCCUUUCUGUUAUAUAUAUUUUCACGUGUUCAUGUUUUGUGUUGUUUUUGAUCGGUCACUUUCAGUCCUGUCACUGUAAAGUCACAGGAUAAAUCUGUACAGUGUAUUUUGUUUGCAAAAUUUUUUUUCUCAAGAACAAAAACAUUAAAAAGGAAAUAAAUGAA
Molecule: messenger RNA, 4709 nt
Organism: Neoarius graeffei (lesser salmon catfish)
Lineage: Eukaryota; Metazoa; Chordata; Actinopteri; Siluriformes; Ariidae
Gene: jak2a
Product: Janus kinase 2a
Exons: 24
Coding region: 198-3524 (1108 amino acids)
Biological process (GO): cell differentiation; intracellular signal transduction; peptidyl-tyrosine phosphorylation
Cellular component (GO): cytosol; membrane; cytoskeleton
Molecular function (GO): non-membrane spanning protein tyrosine kinase activity; cytokine receptor binding; ATP binding
Source: RefSeq, a predicted model, not a curated record